CUUGUGGUCCAGGUACAGCGCUGGGAACCGGUUACUAAGGAACCGAAGACCCCCGGGCGGCGUGUGCUGUGCGGUAUUACCGCCCCUCACGGAGUUUUGUUUUCUGCAUCACGGAAACCCAGUCCUGCUGUCCAGGGAUUUGGCCGCUCUGAUCGACUCCCUGGAACCCAGAAGGAACCGGCCCUGUCCUGGGCUGUGUCGUGGGCCGGCCUGUGCUGACCCGGUCACAUCCCCCGUGUCGUCAUCCUGCGCCUCCGGGAAGCCCCACUUUCUCUUCCCCAAAUUCUGCGAGGGGGCCUGGAGUAACCAUAGGCUUUCUCGCCCUGAGACUGCUGUGGUUAGUACAUACCGGCGGCAAAGAUGCCUGGGAAAAGGUCCCUAAACGCCGCAGUCAUCCGGAGUGCCAAAAGGGAACGGAAAGCAAUCACCCUCGACGUGAAGUUAGAAGUGUUAAGACGGUUUGAAGUGGGUGAGAAGCUCAGCCAGAUCGCAAAGGCCUUAGGCCUUGCUGUCUCUACAGUGGCGACCAUCAGAGAUAAUAAAGACAAAAUCAAAGCGAGUUCACAAAUAGCCACUCCUCUGAGAGCCUCCCGGUUGACUCGUUACCGAAGUGCAGUCAUGGAGACCAUGGAGCGGUUGUUGCGUGUGUGGCUCGAAGACCAGAGCCAGCGAAACGUGCCCCUGAGUGUCACCAUUAUUCAGAAGAAGGCCAAGAGUUUGUUUGAUGACUUACAGCGUGAGCAAGGUGAAAGCUCUCAAACAGAAAAGUUUACUGCAAGUAAAGGGUGGUUUGUGAGAUUCAAGGAACGCCACCGUUUGCCCCACUUCAAGAUGAACAUCUCAGCUCCUGCCAAGGAGGAUGAAUAUCCAGAAAUACUGAAGAGCAUCAUUCAGGAAGGUGAGUACACCCCCCAGCAAGUUUUUAAUGUGGAUGAGACAGGUCUUUAUUGGAAAAGAAUGCCUGAAAGAACAUUUCUUUCUGUAGAAGAGAGAGCUGAGCCAGGAUUUAAAUCAUCCAAAGAUCGCUUGAUGCUGCUUCUUGGUGGCAACGCAGCUGGGGACUUCAAGUUGAAACCCCUAUUGGUGUACCACUCAGAAAACCCCAAGGCUCUGAAGGGGUACUCCAAGCCCAAUCUGCCCGUGAUCUGGCGCUCAAGCAGAAAGGCCUGGGCAACCAGGAGCAUAUUUCAUGAAUGGUUCACGUACUUUUUUUGCCCUGCCAUUGAGAAAUACUGUGCCCAAAACAACCUGACCAACAAAGCCCUGCUCAUCUUAGACAAGGCACCAUGCCACCCAGUCAAUCUGAGUGAUCUGUCUGAUAAUGUAAGAGUGGAAUAUCUUCAUGACAGCACAGCUGACUCGAUCCAGCCCAUGGGUCAAGGUGUAGCCUCUGCCUUCAGAGCUCAUUACCUAAGAAGGACUUUUGAGCACAUCCUAGAAGCAACAGAUGGGGAGGAUACAGCAGAGAUCAGGGAGUUCUGGAGAAACUACAGCAUUGUGGAUGCUGUGGACAACAUUGCAAUAGCCUGGGGGGAGCUCACACCAGCAACAAUGAACAGUGUGUGGAAGAAGAUUUGGCCUGAGUGUGUUCAGUUCCAGAGUGCUUCCCAAACAGAUGGCAUUGCACAGCUUCAACAAGAUAUUGUGAUCCUUGCCAAGAGUGUGGCUGUUGGAGAGGUGGGAGAAGCUGAUGUGGACCAGCUGCUGCAGUCUCACGAUGAGGGUCUCUCAAAUGAGGAGCUGAUGCAGCUAGAGCAGGAGCCCGCAGGAGAGGAGGAGGAGGGUGAAGAGGCUGCCCCUGCCCUGCGCCAACUAACCACACGGGAGCUGUCAGCAGCCUUCUCACAUUUUGAGACCGGCUUGCAGGUCCUUACCAGUAACAGCCCUGAUGCCGCGUGGAAACUGCAAGUUUCAAGAGCAAUCAAUGAUGCAAUAAGCUGCUACAGGGAGCUGUACAGUGAGAAGGAGCCGCGCUCCAAACAGCUCUCCUAGGCAACCUCGGUACACAACACACUCCAUGGCAGGAAGACCAGACACAACAGGGCAACCUCCUGGGUGACACCUGGCCAAGUCUCGGCUUCCAGAUGUUUAACAUCCUUGAAAACCCUGCUUCUGGUACGUUCAUUGUGACACUAAAGAGCAUCACAUCUUGUUACUGAAAUUGUGCUUAAAUAUGUGCUUUAAGAAGACUGAAAGAAAAUCCAGGAAGAGUUAUUUAAAACACACAAUGAGGAGACCAGCCCUGCUAGACAUUGAAACACACUAUAAAACCUGUGAUUGAAUCAAAGAGGUACUCAAACAUGUAGAAUACAAUAGAGAGUCCAGAAGUAGAUACAGAUAGGUGUUUUUUUUUAAUAGUGCAGGACAGCUAGAUAAAAUUUGGCAAAAGCUAGUUAGUUCACACCUCACAGCAUACACAGGAAUAAACAAACAGAUGAGGGAUUUGAAUGUAAAAGCUGAAACAAUACAGGUGCUACACAACCCAUGGAUAUAUGCCUCUUCCCCAUGGGUGAUCAGGAAGAUCUUCUGUAACUCAAAGUCCAGAUGAAAUUUAAGAUUAAUCAAUUUGAUGAUAUGAAAAUGUAAUAAAAAC
Molecule: messenger RNA, 2593 nt
Organism: Dama dama (fallow deer)
Lineage: Eukaryota; Metazoa; Chordata; Mammalia; Artiodactyla; Cervidae
Product: tigger transposable element-derived protein 1-like
Exons: 1
Coding region: 361-1992 (543 amino acids)
Cellular component (GO): nucleus
Molecular function (GO): DNA binding
Source: RefSeq, a predicted model, not a curated record